AUGUCGCAGAAGGGAUUUCCAACCUUUGGCUCCUUCUGCCCUGCAAAGCUGAACAAAGAUCUGGAAGAUGGCAAUGUAGUUUUAAACCGGAUAAUGUCCCCACCUGAAUUUCGUCCCGCGUGCUCCUUCUUCCCUGCAAUGUUUAUCAAAGAUCUGGAAGGCGGCAGUGAAAAUACCUCAAGUGAGACUGCGGAGAAUGGUUUCAUUAAAGGACUUCCCAAAGACGACUCUUGGGACUACGAACUCAAGCAGCCAUAG
Rodentolepis nana is the source of this 258-nucleotide messenger RNA. Lineage: Eukaryota; Metazoa; Platyhelminthes; Cestoda; Cyclophyllidea; Hymenolepididae. The record is from the annotation of a GenBank genome assembly.